Messenger RNA from Lontra canadensis (Northern American river otter), 3835 nucleotides. It is a transcript of the gene MXD4, whose product is annotated as MAX dimerization protein 4. The transcript has 6 exons. Gene Ontology annotation, molecular function: protein dimerization activity; RNA polymerase II cis-regulatory region sequence-specific DNA binding; DNA-binding transcription factor activity, RNA polymerase II-specific. The coding region runs from base 127 to 756 and encodes 209 amino acids. Gene Ontology annotation, biological process: regulation of transcription by RNA polymerase II. NCBI's taxonomy places the organism in Eukaryota, Metazoa, Chordata, Mammalia, Carnivora, Mustelidae. The record is from RefSeq and is a predicted model, not a curated record.
UCGGCGGAGUCGGGGAAGUGGGGCCGCAGGGCGCGUGGGGCGGGCGGCGAGCGGAGCCGGCCGGAGAGGGCCGGGCAGCGGCCGCCGCCGUCCCGGAGAGCGCGGGUGCGCGCGGGCGGGCGGACGAUGGAGCUGAAUUCCCUGCUGAUCCUGCUGGAGGCGGCCGAGUACCUGGAGCGCAGGGACCGAGAGGCAGAGCACGGCUACGCCUCGGUGCUGCCCUUCGACGGCGACUUCGCCAGGAAGAAGACAAAGGCGGCCGGCCUGGUGCGCAAGGCCCCGAACAACAGGUCUUCACACAAUGAACUAGAAAAGCACAGACGAGCCAAACUAAGGCUCUAUCUGGAGCAGCUCAAGCAACUGGUGCCCCUGGGCCCCGACAGCACCCGCCAUACCACGCUGAGCCUCCUAAAGCGGGCCAAGAUGCACAUCAAGAAACUGGAGGAGCAGGACCGCCGGGCGCUGAGCAUCAAGGAGCAGCUGCAGCGGGAACACCGCUUCCUGAAGCGGCGGCUGGAGCAGCUGUCUAUGCAGAGUCUGGAGCGUGUGCGCACAGACAGCACGGGCUCCGCCGUCUCCACGGACGACUCUGAGCAAGAAGUGGAUGUAGAGGGCAUGGAGUUUGGCCCCGGAGAGCUGGACAGUGUUGGCAGUAGCAGUGAUGCGGACGACCACUACAGCCUGCAGAGCGGUGGCUGCGGCGAUGGUGGCUACAGGCCCCCCUGCCGGCGGCCUGGCCGCCCCGGCCUUUUGUAGGCCCGGUGCCCUCGGCUCCUCAGCCCGCCUGCCGACCCGGCCAAGUGCGCCAGCCCUCCAGUCCUCAAAAGCCUCUCCACGGGCCCGCUGCUGUGCCAUUCUGGAAGCUCCAGCUGCCACCCGGGCUGCCCGCCUCCGCCCACCUGCCGGUCAGGGCCCACCGUGCCGCCCAUCCCUCCCAGCUGGGCAGGGACCCCUGCAGGGAGAUGGGGCCCAGCUCCCACGUCCCGGAGCCCAGCGUAGCUGCCCACGGUCUGUUCUCAGAUUCCUAAUCAUUCCAGAAGUAUUAAAUAUCAUUGCUGCAAAUCUCGGCGGGCACCGUGUGAGGGGCUUAAUGACCACUGCGGGGAGCUCAGACUCCAACCCUGGAUCCCAGGAGAAAGGAGUGGACCGAGGAAGGAAGGAAGGAAGGAAGGCGUGGCUCUCCGUCCAUCUGUCCAUCUGUCUGUCAGUCCACGUAGGCUCCUGAGGCCUGGACAGAGGGACCCAUGAAGGGCGGGACUCGGGUGAGCACCCUGGGGCAAGUGGGUGGAGAGGGGCCUUUGCACCCUAUAGGUGUCAGGAGCUAGGGCUGGGUUCCUGGGGGCAGGCCAGGCCACCCCGCCCCAAGCUGGGCAGCUUCUGCUCUGGUAGGUCCCUCAGAUGUACACACGCACAUGCCUAGGCACACACGCACACAUGCCCACACGCGCACAUGCAGACACACGGGGUCUGGACCCAGAGGGCACGGGUCUUGGGGAGGUCGGCCUUCAAGGCUUGUCUGGGCACAUGCUGGCUACAGGCCUGUGUGUGGCUCCUCCCCCCCAGCCUGGCUCCCCUUCCUGGUCUGCACAGGGUGGGGGGCUCCCCUCCCAGAGGCUGGGGUGCACUGGGGCAGCUGCCUGAAGCUACAGAGUCCUCAGGAGGCUUUCUCAUCUACCUUAAAAAAAAUUUUUUUUGCUGCACUGCCCAGCAGCCCCGAAUGGGGCUCCCAGGAGAGAGGCUUUUUCCCCAAAAUAAGAGAAAUGUUUUUAAAAAGAGAAAAAAGCUCUAAGGACUCCCCGCCAAGUGACAUCAGCGUGUGCUGCCUCAGUUUCCUGAACGAGAUUUUUGUACUCUAUUUUCCUAGCCAUUGUUGUGUCCUUGUUUGCUGAGGGGUGGGAGCGACCCAGCGUCUCAGGGACUCGUCUUGUCUGUCACCGUUGUCCAAGUGUGCCUUGUGUCCCGUGUCUGGCCCCGCCCCACCCACCACCACCAGCAUCUCCCUUGUGGCCCAAGGGGUGCCCCUGGCCCACCCCGCAGGUGCCCUUCUAGCUUCCUCCCCAGGCGGCAGCCACUCCUGGCAGCCACGGCCUUCUGUGGGUGAGAGACUGCCGGGCCAGUCAGGAGUCUUGGGGACGGCUCUCUGUCACCUGGCCCCAUUGCUCGGGGCCUGCCGGGCAGCCUGACCUCAUGGUCUCCCCUGUCCCCAGCUUGACCCUUCCCUGCUCCCCCUGCUUGGGCCGAGGGCUCCGGAUUUCAGAUAUUGGCAGCUGAUGGAGAUAGCCCUUCCCCCUGGGUAGCUGGGCUUGGGCAUUAGGCAGCUUCUCUUGGCCUUUUGUUCCCGAAGUCCUCGUUCGCACAGCAGUAUUUGGGUGGCGUGCUGUGGGGCUGGCCCGCAGCUGCGUCUGCUUCCCUCUCUGGUACGUUGUACCCAAUUUCUGGAUUGUGGAGAAAGUUCGUGUUUGUUUUUGGUCACGCCAAUGGACACCCCCGGGGCGGGUGGCCUCCUGAGGUAGAAAGGGGUCCUGGAAGCAGCUCUGGCACAGAACCUGCCCCGCAGGGGCUCAGGAUGACAUGUGGAGAGCAGGCCCAUGGGAGGCAGAACACGAACUGGGGAGAUUGUCCUGAUAUCUUGCUGGUGGUUGCAAGGAAAACGAUUCUGUCAGCAUCUCCUUCCAGCUUCCCUGGGGGUCCGGAGCCCAGAUCGGCUUCUCCCAUCUGCCAAGUGCCACACAGUGCUUCUUGUGAGCACCCAGCUGGCUCUGAACAGGGUAGGAGGGCCCGAGUAGAAGAUCCUGAUGCAGGAGACACAAGUCUAGAGCCCUGAGAUAGUCUGCGCUCUCAGAUCUUAAAGCACUAGCUCCCCAUAUAGCUGGCAGCUCUGCUCCCACCCCAGCCAGCAGAGUCCUCCCUGGGUGACCAGCUGGGGCCCUCAGCUGACCUUCCUGGCAGUUCAGCCCGUGGCUUUUCAGGCCAUGGUUCCCAUGUGGGCCGGGGAGUUGACCUCACUGGCUGCCUAGGGGCACUGUGGUCUGGAGGCACCUUCCCUAGCCAGGGUCCAGUGCUAGGGAUUGUUCACACAUGCUUUUACCCCGCUCCCUCCAGCUCCCUGUCUUUUACAUAGGUUAGCUGGUGCUGGUGGCCAGAGACUCAGAGGGGGCCCAGCUGAGGCCACGUUGGAUAACUGAGCAUCGUGGAGUCUGUAGGAAGCAGAUGGGACCCAAACAGGGCUGCGGCGGAGUCUGUGACCUCUAUCCACAUGCCCUCCAACACCUGUGUGGGCCAUUGUGGCCCUCGGUGGCUAAGGUUUGGGUCCCCACCCUCACUGGGAGUUGACCCUACACCAGGCCACCACUGCCCCAGUGCAGACCCAGCUGGCUGGGGAGACUUCAAGACAGCUGCUUCUCCUUGGAGCUCUGGGCCUGCCUCUGUAGUUGGGGUCUUGGAGGCCCAGCACCCCAGCCUGCUCUCCAGGGCUGAUGGACCCGUGUGCCCAGCUAGAGCCCUGAGGGCCCCCGCCCUCCUGCCUGCCCCAGACAAUCCCCAUCUGCUGAGUGAGGCAGGCUUCCCCCAUUCUCCCACCCCCUGCCUCUCUCUGGGCCAGCUAACCUGGGGCUCCCUCCCCAUGGCCAUGUACACAGAACUCUGACCCCGGGCCCCAUAUAGGGCAGGUUCUGUGCCAGAGUCUGGGGCUGCCCAGGGGGCCUGGUGCUGGCCAGGUCCGUGCAUCACGAGAUCCUCGCCGGAGAGAAUUGGGUCACCCACCUGCCUGUUUACCGGGAGGGACUGUGCUGUACCAUUCUGUCUUUGUAAUAUAAAUACAGAUUUUUAUACCUCA